AUAUACUGUAGUUCACGCGAGGAUCCCGCAGGAUGGUCGCUCACGCCAUCAAACUUGGUGUCAUGACUACACUGAACUCUGUUAUUCGCUGAACAAGACAAGACCAACCGGAUGUGGCUGUUCGUCCAAUCAUAUCACAGAAAUGCACCAAUGCCAAACUAUAUACGACUCGGUGAUGCCACAUAACAACACUCUGGCUUGCCCACCGAAUGAGAAAGUCUCACUUAUUGCCAAAAUGGCUGGCUUUUCGACAGCCAAUUCGAUGAAUUCGUUCGCGUUUUCAAACUGUGGUUCUAGCAAAUGCACUGAUACCUUGCCUGACUCCGGAUGCCAUGGGGCUCUAUAUUGUAUCAACCAGGGCAACAGAGAUGUGUUUACACUAUGUACUGACCCUGAAAGUAAUUUCGUAGUUGAAGACAAAGGUUAUACAACACAUAAAGGUGUAAACUACCUUGCUUUGUAUGUAAAGCCUUUGAAUACGAGCUCAAGACAUGAAAAUUGGUGUCGGGAUUACCAGAGACUUUGUGAGUCAUACGGAAAACGGCCUACGGGUUGCGGGAUUGCGUAUAGCGGAGAUACGAGCUAUUCAAGUUGCAGAGAUGAAUAUUUAUCUAUUAUGCCGGUUACGAAUGAGUUAGGAUGUGGAAACAAUAUGGACAAAGUUGCCAGCAUGGCCCAAAAUGCCGGGAUGCCGUCGACAACAGAAAGUUUCAACUUUCAUAUUUGUGGUAGUUCUUGUAACAAAGAUUUUCCCGUCUGUGGGGCUUUAAAAUGUUUACAAUACACUCAUUAUACUUAUCAUGCUUUAUGUACAGGACCUUUGACCAGUUUUACUGUGUUGGAAGAACGCUGGACAGUCUUUAAUAAUAUUAACUUUUUAGUGAUCAAAGCAAGACUACCGCGCGAUAGAAAAUCAACUCAAGAAGAUUGGUGUCGAGAUUACACAAAACUUUGCGAAUCUUAUGGACUGCGAGCGACUGGAACUGACAUCAUACAAGAUCAUGAAUACACUUCCUGUAGGGAUAAAUAUGGAUCCGUAAUGAUAGAUGGGGUUUUCUUUGGAUCAACACCUCAAUCCAGGAUUGCAAGCAUUGCUCAACAAGCACGGUUUGCCUCAGCUAAUACGGAUAAUUCAUUUGGAUUGGAUAAGUGUACGCGGUGUCCGACGGUUUUGACAAUUUCAAACUGUGAAGGACUAGGGUGUAUUAAACCCUCGCGACACGACGACGUAUACACGGUGUGUGUCAAGCCACAGUCAAUGUUUGAUAUUUUGGAAAGAAAAACAACAACAUACAAUAAGAAAGCUUAUCUUGUAAUGAAAGCGAAAGUUAUGGGAGGCGAUGUAUCCAACUGGGCUGAAGAAUAUUCUAAAACAUGCUCGCAUUAUGGUCGCCGAAAUCUCGCGUGUAAGAAUAUGCAAAAUACAGCACCAGAAACAACAACCUAUAUGCCAAUGAGUAGUACUGUUCAAUAUACCCAAUAUAACUCACCAAGAACAACAAUCUAUACACCGACGAGUAGUACUGUUGAAUAUUCCCAAUCCAACUCACCAGAUCGCACAACAACCUAUACACCGACGUAUAGUACUGUCCAAUAUUACCAAUCUAACUCACCAGAAACAACAACCUAUGCACCGACGAGUAGUACUGUUAAAUAUUCUCAAUCGAACUCACCAGAAACAACAACCUAUACACCGACGUAUAGUACUGUCCAAUAUUACCAAUUUAACUCACCAGACACAACAACCUAUGCACCGACGAGUAGUGCCGUUGAAUAUUCCCAAUCUAACUCACCGGAAACAACAACCUAUGCACCGACGCGUACUAUUGCUGAAUAUUCCCAAUCUAACUCACCAGAAACAACAGCCUAUGCACCGACGAAUAGUACUGUUAAAUAUUCGCAAUCCAACUCACCAGAAACAACAACCUAUGCACCCACAAAUAGUACUGUUGAAUAUUCCCAAUCCAACUCACCGGAAACAACAACCUAUGCACCGACGAAUAGUGCUGUUGAAUAUUCCCAAUCCAACUCACCAGAAACAACAACAUAUGCACCGACGAGUAGUACCGUUGAAUAUUCCCAAUCUAACUCACCAGAAACAACAACCUAUGCACCGACGCGUGGUACUGUUGAAUAUUCCCAAUCUAACUCACCAGAAACAGCAACCUAUGCACCGACGAAUAGUACUGUUAAAUAUUCCCAAUCCAACUCACCAGGAACAACAACCUAUGCACCGACGCGUGGUACUGUUGAAUAUUCCCAAUCCAACUCACCAGAAACAACAGCCCAUGCACCAACGAAUACUAUUGUUGAAUAUUCCCAAUUUAACUCACCAGAAACAACAACCUAUGCACCGACGCGUGGUACUGUUGAAUAUUCCCAAUCUAACUCACCAGAAACAACAACCUAUGCACCGACGAAUAGUACCGUUCAAUAUUCCCAAUCUAACUCAACAGAAACAACAACUUAUGCACCGACAAAUAGUACCGUUGAAUAUUCCCAAUCCAACUCACCAGAAACAACAACCUAUGCACCGACGCGUGGUACUGUUGAAUAUCCCCAAUCUAACUCACCAGAAACAGCAACCUAUGCACCGACGAAUAGUACUGUUAAAUAUUCCCAAUCCAACUCACCAGGAACAACAACCUAUGCACCGACGCGUGGUACUGUUGAAUAUUCCCAAUCCAACUCACCAGAAACAACAGCCCAUGCACCAACGAAUACUAUUGUUGAAUAUUCCCAAUUUAACUCACCAGAAACAACAACCUAUGCACCGACGCGUGGUACUGUUGAAUAUUCCCAAUCUAAAUCACCAGAAACAACAACCUAUGCACCGACGAAUAGUACCGUUCAAUAUUCCCAAUCUAACUCAACAGAAACAACAACUUAUGCACCGACAAAUAGUACCGUUGAAUAUUCCCAAUCCAACUCACCAGAAACAACAACCUAUGCACCGACGCGUGGUACUGUUGAAUAUCCCCAAUCUAACUCACCAGAAACAGCAACCUAUGCACCGACGAAUAGUACUGUUAAAUAUUCCCAAUCCAACUCACCAGGAACAACAACCUAUGCACCGACGCGUGGUACUGUUGAAUAUUCCCAAUCCAACUCACCAGAAACAACAGCCCAUGCACCAACGAAUACUAUUGUUGAAUAUUCCCAAUUUAACUCACCAGAAACAACAACCUAUGCACCGACGCGUGGUACUGUUGAAUAUUCCCAAUCUAAAUCACCAGAAACAACAACCUAUGCACCGACGAAUAGUACCGUUCAAUAUUCCCAAUCUAACUCAACAGAAACAACAACUUAUGCACCGACAAAUAGUACCGUUGAAUAUUCCCAAUCCAACUCACCAGAAACAACAACCUAUGCACCGACGCGUGGUACUGUUGAAUAUUCCCAAUCGAACUCACCAGAAACAACAACCUAUGCACCGACGAAUAUUACUGUUGAAUAUUCCCAAUCUAAUUCACCAGGAACAACAACCUAUGCACCGACGAGUAGUACUGUUAAAUAUCCUCAAUCUAACUCACCAGAAACAACAACUAAUGCUUUCUUUUCUUCCACCCCAACAGGCAAAGUUGCGAUUGAACUGAUGCAGGACGAAAUUGCCUGCAACCAGGCUGACGUGUUGCAAACAGUCGCCCUUAAUGCGGGCUUUGGCAAUGCUACCACUUCAAAUAUUUAUAUUCCUGAUUCAUUUAAAGCUAACUUUACACCAAGUACUGAGGUCGUGUAUCUGCUUUGCGAGGGAUCGGAUUCUAACUUUGAAGUUGUUUCCACGAAGCCCUCGGCAGUGCGUGGUCAGGAAUAUUUAAUCAUUGAGGCCACCUUACCUCAGAACGGUUUGGCGCGGCACAAGUCCUGGUGCGAGGAUUAUAAAGAGCUAUGUCUCUCUUAUGGUCAGCGGCCUGUUGGCUGCGGGACGGAAUCGGGUGGAUCGUCUCACUCUGCAUGUCGGGAUACCUAUGAUGCAAUACUUCCUAGGGAUAACGCAAUAGGUUGUCCUUCCAAUUUGGGAGUAAUUUCUCUAGCUAAUCAGACUGGUUAUCUGAAUGCAAGUGUUAAUAAUUCAUUUGCAUUUUCCAUUUGUAACGAAUCGACUUGUACCAAAGACUACAGCAAUACUAUAGCAUUAUAUGCCCAAGUGACUACACGAAGUAUUGGACGAAACCAAUCGCUGUACACGUUGUGCGUGGGCUCAAACACUAGUUUCAUCGUGGAAUCAAGUAGGAACGUGUCCUACCAGGGGGGUGCGUACAAGAUUAUAAAAGCACGUAUACCUCCCAACCAUAUCUCAAAACAACAAACCUGGUGUCAUGAUUAUCAAUCUCUUUGUAACUCUUACGGAUGGAGACCGCUUAUGAUGUCACAGGAUGCUGACGUCGGCUGUGAACGCAAUCACGGAGCGAUAUCACCUACACGAGAUGAAGUAUCCAGUACUGAAAAAGUUGAAUACCUCGUGAAAACCGCGGGCUACGAGAAUGCCAAUGUUGGAAAUAUUUUCGCAUUUCUUGAAAAAUGUAACGAUUCUUGUUUUGCUGAUAUUUCGGAUUUUUCUUCGGCUACAGAGCCUGCGAUGAAUUUGAGCAAAAAUCUCAUAUCUCAAAACAAUGACGUCGUUUUCGCUGUAUGCAUAAACAGCGAUACAAAUUUCCACGUUUUGGACAGCAGCAGAAUAAAUUAUCAAAACCGGUCAUAUCUGGUUCUCAAAACAAGAAUUCCAUCGCACGGUGUUUCAAAAUAUGAAAACUGGUGUGUUGAUUAUCAACGACUUUGUGAUGAAUACGAAAUGAGACCUGUGAGUAUUUUAUCACGUGAAAGUAAUGCAGAAUCACGUGACAGUCACUUGGGGUCCUGUAUCCCAGACUAUAUGUCCAUUGUUGUUCCCGAGGAUAAGAACUUAACCCUCUUCACUCGCGAGCAGAUUUCAAUCAUGGUGAACUCAGCUGGAUACCGCGAAGCAUCACGGGAUAACUCAUUUGCAUUCAGUGAAUGUAAUCCGAAAUCCUGCCCUCGAUUUCUCGACUCAAAAUGCGCCUCGGGCUUGGAUUGUCUUUGGAACGAACCUCCCCAACUUUACACUGUAUGUACCGAUUCGAACAGCAACUUUAUAGCGAAACAAACUCGUCAUAUCAAGCACAAGGGAGUCCCAUAUCUCUUAAUCAGAUCCAGUAUCCCCGAAAAUGGCAUUUCAAGGAAUCAAAACUGGUGUUUGGACUAUAAAAAUCUUUGCAACUCUUUUGGUAUGCAGUCGGUUGUUUGUGAAAAUCCACAGAAAGUUUCAAUUUCGUCGUCCUCGAAUUGUAGCACAGAUUUCGCCAACACCAGCAACUCUUGCGAGUUGAAAAAUAUUGAUGUACUGAGGAAGCUAGUUGAUGAAAGUUUUAUUAGAAAUUCAAGCGUGUUUAUGCCUGCAAGAUGUGACAAUUGCAACGAGACUAUGUGGAAACCCUGUCAAAGCAACUCAAAUUGCCCGGAUAAAGUCAAAACUACCCUCACUUUUUGUACCACGUUACAAAGCAACUUCAAAGUCCUGGAAACUAGACAGACCGAUCACCAAAACGUACGAUUGACUAUUGUUAAAACAAAAGUUAUUUCAAACGACACUUCUUUUCACAAAAAUUGGGGAUACGAUUACAACAAGAUGUGCUUAUCGCUUGGAAAAAGACCAUUCUCUUGUCGCGAACCUGGUAAUACUAUGCAGUAUAAAAACCAAGAAGAAUACAAUACAUUUUUAUCAGAGGGUUGUUCUGACAUUCUAAAGCUCAAGUUGCUACCUAUACAAGCUGGUUUUUCACAAGUUAAAAAUGUUAUGUUAUUUGAAGGUUCGCUAAUACCAACAGAGGAACUGGUUUCCCGUAACCUUUCUAAAGAAUUUGCAGAAUCGAUCCCAAAGAAGUGCUGUAAAUGUUUGAAUUCCUCUGGUAAUGCAAAUCCCACAUCUGUCCCCGAAAAAACUCUGGUUACCCUAAUCCACAAAAACACUAGCUUUGCCAGGACCUGGAAAGCGUGCGUUGAGCGAGGAUUAGGUGCUCAAACGCUGACACAAAACUGUGGUAUGGCACGUGAUUGCUUUAACGACACACGAUUGGCUAACAAUACGUGCGAAGUGAUUUCAGAUUGUUACCACAACAACUGCACCGAAUGUUGCCCGUGUCACAUACACCAACUACACAUGUCGGGGUGCCCGGCCGGGAAAAAGUGUUCGAGUUUCAAUUUCAGCGAAGAAGUGUAUGCGUUUUGUUCCGAUUUUUCCGCCUCGAAUUUCGAAGUGGAAGAUGCACGAGAGGUGAUGUACGCUGACCAGUCGUACACUGUAGUGAAGGCUCAGAUACCCUCUCACGGUCAGUCACGAUCCAAGACCUGGUGCGAGGAUUAUAAGAUGCUCUGUCAAGCUAUUGGCAAACGCCCGCUUGGUUGUGGGAAGGAAUUUGAAAUUUUGAAACAAUCACGUGAUUGUCGCAUUCGUUACGACGCCAUCAUGAUGGAAGGGAUGUCGUGCCCAGGCUCUGAAGAGUUCGCGGCCGUCGCAAGGCAUGCCGGAUUUCCUGCUAGUGUUAACGAAAGUCUAGGGUUGUGGAACUGUGAAAUGUGCUCCAAAAAUUUCAGUGAAAAUUGGAACAGGACUUAUUCUCCCAACGGGACAAAUGUAACACAUUACAUAACGAACACUUCUUUUGACGUAUAUCUUUUAUGCACCGGAUCAAAUAGCAACUUUAAAGUGCUCGAGAAACGAGCUGUUCACCACCGUGGAUCGCCUGUUUCUGUUGUCAUGACGACCAUUCCUCAUCACGGAGAGUCGCUCCAUGAGAACUGGUGUGUAGACUAUUCACGACUGUGUCAAUCGUACGGUCUGCGCCCUAUCGGUUGUGGUAAGUCAGCGGACAAUAUCGAAGAGCAUGCGCAAUGCCGAGAUGGAUACAAUGCGUUAAUGUAUUCUGACGAUACCAUAGACUGCUUAGAAAAAUUCAACGUCCAUGAAAUUGCCCAAUCUGCGGGGUUUACUACCGCAACGCCACAAAAUUCAUUCAUAUUUAAAUCCUGUCUAGCUCAGCAUUGUACGAAGUUCCUACCCUCGGCAGAACAUCCCUUCACGCCAUUUAUGGUCAAUUCUACCGACCGGGUAUUUUACAUCUUGUGCGCGUCAUCAGAUAGCGCCUAUGACGUGAUUGCCACGAAACCGGUCUCCAUAGCAGAACAGGAUUAUCUGGUUAUACGAGCUGCGAUACCGGUUGAGGGACAAUCGAAACAUAUAAAUUGGUGUGAAGAUUAUAAACGACUUUGCGAGGGUUACGCUAUGAAACCGCUGACUUGUAAACACAGUAGUGGGGAGCAAAGAAAGUGCAUUUACAAUUUUGGGUCGAUAUCAAAGACUAAUUCUGAUCUCGCCUGUCCUGCAAAAACCGGAGUGGCAUCUAUUGCAAAACAAGCUGGAUUUGACCAUGUGAACGAUACCAACUCCUUUGCAAUGGAUUUGUGUGACGUGUCCAAGUCAUGCGUUGCUAAGAUGCCGAAUAUUAAAUGCGCUGAUAUCACCCACUAUGAUUCUUGGUUCGAAACGAACGCAACACAAGUUGAAUUCACCCGUGCAGAUUACAUUGUAAACACUACAAAGACCAUAUUAAAUGCCUUAAAUGAAACUGAAACUAUUAUUGUCCCAGAAGCACGACAUUGCUUGACUGUUCCUAGUCCCCCAAGUGGUGAGCCAUCAUACAAGAUCGAUGGUGAGAAAUUAACGGAUAUUUUCAAAAGUAACACAUGUAAGUGGAAUUUUGAUUUAAAUGGAUCCGGGGUUAGCCUUUUCUUCUUCAAUGUUACUGUGAAUCAAACAUUUGAGCACAAAAUACCUCGUGUCGAGACACGUUGUUGGUUCCCAAGCAGUAACUCUCUAGCAAGAAUGUCAGGGGAAGCUAACACCGUUUGUAUACGGUCCAGCAGCGACACUAGUUUCAGAGUCCAGAGUACACAUACGACUACAAAUUCUGGCAGGGAGUAUCUUAUUAUUCAAGCAAAACUAUUGUCCGCUGUCUCGAAGUCGAUAAACUGGUGCAUGGAAUAUGCGAAUUUGUGUAAAGCAUUUCAGAGUUCACCGUUGGCUUGUCCCCGAAAGUUUGAAUUUGAUACAGAUUACGUGAAAUGUUUGUCAAGGUAUGGUGCAAUUAUGAUGAGCGACGUGGACUACGCAUGUCCUUCUAAUGGCUUCGUCUCACAACUGGCUCGUAUGGCAGGAUACAGAAGAGCGAGUCUGUCUAAUUCUUUCUCCUUGAGUAACUGUAAUGAUGCUAAAUGCACGUCAAGGCUACCUUUAACUGGCUGCAGUGAUGCCGUUCAUUGUUUAAGUCAUGAAGUACUACAUGACCACGUGUAUACAGCAUGCGUAGUCUCAAAUUCUGACAGCAACUUCAAUGUGAUUGAAAAGCUGGAAAAAAGGUUAUAUGGUUAUGACUACACAAUGAUCCGUGCACGACUACCCGUAGAUGGCGCGCCUUUGUUUGACACCUGGUGUGAAGAUUACCAACGUUUAUGUCAAUCAUUUAACCUAAGACCCUUAUACUGUACUGGUGGUGGGUUAUCCGCAAACGACUAUGGUGUCUGUAAACAGAAAUAUAGCUCGGUUUUAAGUCGCAAGUAUAACUGCCCUACGGAAGUUUAUAGAAUGGCAAGGACUGCUGGUUUUGUUGGACCUUUGUCUAAAAACUCGUUCGCUUUUCAUCGAUGCACCAUGUGUUCUAAAAAUUUCCACGCCUCGAACUGUGACAAAGCUUUGAAUUGUCUAACCACUAACGUACCAUUACGAGAGGUCUACACGGUUUGCGGGGGGACUGAGACUGAAUCAAGCCUCCAACCGCUUGCUACAAAACUGGUUCGCCACGGUCGCCUAAGAAUUCGUGUAGUACAAGCGAAAGUGAUCAACCAAUCAUCCGCCGAUUCCGACUGGGGCAAAGAUUAUAAGAACCUAUGUGGCUUCUAUAACGAACUACCGACGGGGUGUGGAGUAGUUCCGGGCGAAAGUAGCCGCGGCGUUUCAGCCUGUGAGUCGAAGUAUAGUUCGUAUGUAUUACACGGCGACGAACUUGGUUGCAAUCCGAAUGACGUCAUAGCUAAGCUUGCACGGAAUGCUGGAUUUGUGAAUGCUCGCCCAAGUAAUUCGUUCGGAUUCUCGCACUGUAAUGGAUCGUCUGUGUCUCAACUGUCGUCCACUUGCCAUAGGAGUUUGCCGUGUCUAACCUGGACUCCAGAAAAUCCUAUAGUCUAUACAGUAUGCGUGAAUAAACUUAUCGAAAGCAACUUCGAAGUGUUGGGUGCUAAAUCGAUCACAUUUGACCAUAUGGACUACUUAGUUCUCCACGCUCAAAUUCCAGAGGACGGUAAAUCGUAUAAGGCUAACUGGUGUCAGGAUUAUAAAGAACUUUGUGUAAGCUACGAUAUGCUGCCCACAGGUUGCGGAGGAGAUAACACAAAGCACUCAAAUUAUUCUUCUUGUGGUGCACAAUACGGCUCGUAUAUGCCAGCCAAUGAUAUUCUUGGAUGUGGCGAUACUAAAAUCGUCAGCAGUAUUGCAAAAAAGGCGGGAUUUAAGGAUGCUAUCCCGGCGAACAGUUUUGUCUUUCAUGAUUGCGAUGCUUGUACGUCGAAGUUGACCAACGAGUGCGAUGGGGCAUUGAACUGUAUCAAUAACAUAGUUUGGCAACGACAAGUUUACACGGUAUGUGUUAAUCCUACGACUGCGUUUAAUGUCCGAAGUACGUCGCCCACAAUUUUCAAUAACACAAACUAUUUGGUCCUUGAAGCCAAACUACCAUCUGAUGGACGAGCUAAGUCGGCGACAUGGUGUCGGGAGUAUGAAAAGCUCUGUAAGAGCUACAAUGCUCGGCCUUUAGCUUGUCAUGAAGAGGAUAAUUCUAUGGGAUGUGCAAAGAAAUAUACUGCAAAGGAAUCCUCGUUUUCGUGUGAUGGAAAAGACGUCUCGAAUAUCGCUCUACAGGCAGGAUUUUCAAGUGCAAAACAAGGCAAUACGUUUAUUUUAAAUAAUUGCAACAGUUGUUCUAAAGAGCUACCCUCGUCUGGGUGCGAUGGUGCACUAUCUUGUAUUAAUUCAAACCCUACGGAUUAUGUUUAUGUUAUUUGUACCAAAGAGACUUCAAGUUUUAAAAUUCUGGAUUCGCGGAAAGUGUCUAUCUCUGGCGCCGUUUAUACUGUUGUGUCAGCAUUAUUGUCCGAGCGUACGUCCACUACGUGGUGUAAGGAUUAUUCUGAACUCUGUCAUACUAUUGGUCAAAGUCCGGCUGCGUUGCACUCGGGCGUAGUUACCGAACAACUUCUUAAAUGUCGCGAUGACUACGAUGCUGUGAUACAGACGUCUGAUAUUGAUGCUGCACAUCAGAUGGCUGCGCAAGCUGGCUAUAGUGAAGCUGAAUAUGGGAAUACGUUUGCAUUCAAGGGGUGCUCUUACGAAAGCUGUCAAAACAGUCCAUAUUCAUAUAACUGCAGUAGCUCACUGUACUGUCUUAAUGGUGUAACUCGGAACGUUUAUGGACUUUGCAUUGAAAAUACACAAGCAUCGAACUUCUAUGUACUUGAGAAUAAGACGUUAUAUUCCAACGACACUACGUAUGCAGUAUUGAAAGUUCGCAUCCCAAUGCAUCGUCUGUCCAAGUUUGAGAGCUGGUGUCGCGACUACGAACGGUUGUGUCAUGCGCACAACAUGAGGCCUUUAACCAGCUUGUCAAGUCGGGGAUGUAGCGUUGAGUAUUUUAGUAUCUAUGCUUCAAAAUUCAGCCCUGGAUCGUUGAUUAAUGUUGUUCAUCUUGCUGGAUUUCCAAACGCAACGACAAGUGAUAUAUAUUCUCUUCAAAAAUGCAGCGCUCAGGAAUGUGGUAGGCAGUUUGAAAUACCGCAUUGUGGGUCAUGUACAAAGUCAGCCAAUCAGCGCAGAGUAUUCUACGCGGUCUGUGGUUCGUUGGAUGAAAACUUGCAGACAAAUUUCGAAAUCCAAAAUAUCCGCGAUGUGUGGUUCGACGCAGCUUUCUUGGUCGCCCAGGUGAGGAUCCCUUUACACAGACAAUCGAAAACGGAAAAUUGGUGUCGUGAAUACCAAACAUUUUGUAAAAGUUACGAUCACCAGCCCUAUACGUCGAAAUCGACAAUCGAUGCCUGUUCUUGGAAAUAUAACGCAACAAGCUAUAGUACGGUUAUUUCGCCGGGAGCUAUUGUGGAACGGGCUGGUUUCAAUGCCUUGACUCCAGCGUGUGUGUCUAGUCUCUACGACUGUAAUUACUGUGGACAGAAGUUGGAUAGCGUCAAAUGUCCUUUUGAAGAUUGUCAAGCAGCAAUGGAAACAUGUGAUGACUUUUAUAUUAUUUGCACAUAA
Molecule: messenger RNA, 11374 nt
Organism: Paramuricea clavata
Lineage: Eukaryota; Metazoa; Cnidaria; Anthozoa; Malacalcyonacea; Plexauridae
Source: the annotation of a GenBank genome assembly